This is a messenger RNA of Rotaria sp. Silwood2, 1233 nucleotides long. The record is from the annotation of a GenBank genome assembly. NCBI's taxonomy places the organism in Eukaryota, Metazoa, Rotifera, Eurotatoria, Philodinida, Philodinidae.
AUGGGAUCUUUAAGCACUCAUGUUCAGUUAACUAGUACUUCUCUAACUAUUCUUAUAAUAAAUUCAUCAUCAUUAUCAAAUGUAACAAAAAAUCAACAAUAUAUAAGUUUACCUAAGUUCGAAGGAACAGGUAUUGACUUGUAUACACUACACAUAACUAAUAAUUCAAAACAAUUAUCAACUCUAUAUAUUCAAACAAUAACAUCAAAGAAUUCUUCUUACUCAGAAGUUACAUCAAUAUCUUCGACAAGUGAUAGUCAUUCAAUGACUAUUUCAUCUUCAAUAAAUCCAAUAGCAAUUUCAAUGAAUACUACAACUACAUUAUCAACCGUACCCUCUCUUUCUAGUACAUUAUUAAUAACUAAUGCAACAGAAACAAUAAUAGAUAACAAUAUGAUGAUCAGUACGGACUGGACUACAACGACAACGACGACUACAACGUCAACUUCGACAUCAUCUACAACUACAAGUGCAACCACAACGUCAACUUCGACAUCAUCCACAACGUCAACUUCGACAUCAUCUACGACUACAAGCUCAACCACAACAUCAACUUCGACAUCAUCCACGACCACAAGCACAACCACAACGUCAACUUCGACAUCAUCUACGACUACAAGCUCAACCACAACAUCAACUUCGACAUCAUCUACUACUACAACCACAACGACAACUACGACAACUACGGAAGCAAUUGCUGCAGUUGAUUUAAAUACAAAUCGUACUGGUUUAAUUGUGGGCCUUGUUCUUGGUUUAAUUGGAUUUUUUGCAUUAGUUGGUGGUCUUAUCGCUGCGAUUGUUGUUAUCAAAGGAAGAGUUGCAAGGAAUGCUGCAGUAACAAAUAAACCGGUCAUUCGAACAAUGGCUAUAAAUCAAGCACCUCAAGAUUCUCUCUUAGAAUCUCGUUUACAAACAAGAAAUUUACGACCUGUUCGAUUGACACCACUUACUACUGAAACAUCGCAAUUGCCUCGACUAUCUUUUGGUUCGGUUGCACCUGAGACGACUACAGCACAUCCUUCAAUGACAAAACUGCAUAGAUCUGAUCUAAGUAGAUCGUCACGAGGUAUUCCUCUUCGACUUGAUGCAAUUAGGUCAGCAAACAGUAUUGUUCCACAACAUGCACCAAAUUCAUAUACUUCUAAUAAUCCUUCUAAUUUCGAUCCUAUGAAUAAUUCAUCAAAAAUUCAACGUCCUUUUCUUCACCAACAAUUUCAAGAACCAAGAGUCUGA